AUGGUAGAGAACUGGGUGCAGAAGACAAAAAAGAUACUAAAAGUUCUACACUGCACCGAUGAGCAGAAAGUUCUCUAUGUUACAUUUCAGCGGGCAGGAGAAGCUGAGAGGUGGUGGAUGGCUGUGAGUCUGCUUGAGGAGCAGAGAACUGAUUCAUUAGGGAUGUCGUGGGGCCAUUUUAAGAAGGUAUUCUUCGAGAGAUACUUCCCAACCUCCAUCCGUGAUGCAAAGGCAGAUAAAUUCUUGAGUCCGACUCAAGGGACCCUAACAAUGCAGAGUUACAUAGCUAGAUACAUCAAGUUGUCUCGCUUUGUGUCGUGUAUGAUCUUAAAUGAGUAUGAAAAGGCCCGGAGGUUCAAGAAAGGCCUAAGGAAGGUUAUUUGUAAACUAGUGGGAAUGCUGCAGAUUCGGGAGUUUCCUGUUCUGGUGGAUAAAGCCAUCGUGGUUGAGGUUGGUCUCUUGGAGGAUGGGGUGGAAGAUGUUACGGAACUGUCCAGUGAUAAUUCAGGGAAGGCCACUACCGAUGAACCUUGUAGGGUACGAUAUGAUCGUUUUUGA
Molecule: messenger RNA, 558 nt
Organism: Malania oleifera
Lineage: Eukaryota; Viridiplantae; Streptophyta; Magnoliopsida; Santalales; Ximeniaceae
Exons: 2
Coding region: 1-558 (185 amino acids)
Source: RefSeq, a predicted model, not a curated record